AUGGAUUCGGAGAGGAAAUUGUCAUCAGAGAAGCCAGUAUCAGUGGAUGUAGAUGAGGCAGCAGGUGUGACUGAGGUGUUGAACGCCUCAGGACACAAGCAAGAACUUGAGCGCAACUUUAGUUUACUCAAUCUCUGCGCCAUUGGUAUCACCACUGGCAAUGUUUGGGCUGCAUUGGGAGGCUCCAUUGUCAUUGCGCUCUACAAUGGCGGUCCUGCUGGUGUCAUUUACGAAUUUAUCACUGUAUCGUGCUUCUACUUCAUGAUUGCGGCAUGCAUUGCAGAGAUGGCAUCCGCUAUUCCUUCUUCUGCCGGCGUAUACCACUGGGCAAGCGUAACAGGCGGGGCGAAAUUCGGCAAGGUUAUAGGUUUCUAUGCUGGAUGGUGGAAUGUUUUGGGCUGGAUCUUUGGCACAGCAUCCAUAACCUCAAUUCUCUCAACCCAGAUCAUUUCCAUGUACGGCCUAUUCCACCCGGGCUAUGCCUAUGAACGCUGGCACGUCUUUAUCGUGUAUCUCAUCAUGACCUGGAUUUCCUGCGCCAUCGUCAUGUUCGCAAAUCGCGCCCUCCCAAGCCUGACCAACAUCGGCCUCUUCUUCAUCCUCAUGGGCGUCUUUAUCACCAUCAUGGUAUGCGCAAUCAUGCCGAGUCAAACGGGCAAAGGCUACGCGAGCAGUGAGUUUGUAUGGCAACAAUGGUCGAAUCAGACAGGUUGGAGCAGUGACGGCUUCGUCUUUUGUGCAGGGAUGCUAAACGGAGCUUUUGCCGUUGGCACACCCGACUGCGUAUCCCAUCUCGCCGAAGAGCUUCCCCGACCACGUACCAACAUCCCCAAAGCGAUCCUCGCCCAAUACGCCGUCGGCUUCACAACCGCCUUCCUCUACCUCAUCACCAUCUUCUACUCCGUAAACGACCUCGACACCCUCUUCUCAAACCCCUGGCCCUUCCCCCUCGCCGAACUCUACCGCCAAGCCACAAACUCGCACGGCGGCUCCCUCGGCCUCCUCAUCGUCAUCUUCCUCCCCACCUUCUGCACAAACAUUGGCUGCUACAUCACCAGCGGCCGCAUGCUCUGGACCCUCGGCCGCGACGACGCCACACCCUUCAGCCACUGGAUCGGCAAAGUCGACGCCAAAUGGGAGAACCCGUUCAACGCAACGCUGACGUGCGGUCUCAUCAAUACCGUCUUGGGUUGCAUCUAUAUUGGUAGCAGCACCGCCUUCAACGCUUUCGUCGGCUCCUUCAGCAUCCUCUGCUCCCUCUCCUACCUCGCCUUCAUCGUACCUAACAUGCUUUCCCGCCGCAAACGCGUAGUCAAGGGUCCCUUUACAAUGUCCGACCCCAUCUUCUACCCCGUAGCCUUUCUCGCGAGCUCCUAUAUGGUUGUUUGGAUCCCGAUUUAUUGUUUCCCGUCGGCAAGGCCGUUUGAUUAUACAACCAUGAAUUAUACGAGUGCUCUGACGGGCGGUGUGACGAUUUUGCUGGGCGGAUGGUAUCUGUGGAUUAGGAAUAAGGGGUAUGUGGGGCCGAGACGGUUGGUGGAGAGUUUGGAGAAUGGGGAGGUGCCGGGGGCGGUGGAGGAGGAGAAGAUGUGA
Bipolaris oryzae ATCC 44560 is the source of this 1593-nucleotide messenger RNA. RefSeq lists its product as uncharacterized. Gene Ontology annotation, molecular function: transmembrane transporter activity. The transcript has 4 exons. NCBI's taxonomy places the organism in Eukaryota, Fungi, Ascomycota, Dothideomycetes, Pleosporales, Pleosporaceae. Bases 1 to 1593 code for a protein of 530 amino acids. The record is from RefSeq and is a predicted model, not a curated record. Gene Ontology annotation, biological process: transmembrane transport; amino acid transport. Gene Ontology annotation, cellular component: membrane.